Molecule: messenger RNA, 3978 nt
Organism: Galleria mellonella (greater wax moth)
Lineage: Eukaryota; Metazoa; Arthropoda; Insecta; Lepidoptera; Pyralidae
Exons: 2
Coding region: 1023-2894 (623 amino acids)
Molecular function (GO): DNA binding; protein dimerization activity
Source: RefSeq, a predicted model, not a curated record
AAAUAUAUUUGGAGAUCGGCUUCGGCUACGGCUUGGCAGACAUUUUUUUCUUUCUACAAUUUUAAAUUAAAUUUAUUAGAAUAAAUGCUUCGAACACACGCGAUCUAAGUACCUUUUGUGUUUAUUAUACCUUACCUACCUAGGUAUAAAAAGAGUACUUACGUAGAUUUUCUUUUAUUAACUGUUUUAUACGAAGAUCUUGAUCUCUCAAAUUAGCAUCCAUUUUACUUCCAGUGAUUAUCAACUAAAUUAAUAAUCCACAAAGUAUUAAAUAACGUUUUUAUGAAAUAUUUAGCACAAAAACAAUACCCUUUAAAUAUCGAUCGUCAGUAACUGUGGCUGACUUACCUAUAUUCUAGCAAGCAGGACUGCCAGAUGUGAAGGGGAAAUCCCCAAUAAAUUGUUGCAUGUGACUGAUGAUGUGAGCAUGUUCGUUUCAUAAUAAAAAUGUUGCCAGGUAACCAAAAAGUCGUAUGUUUUUGUGCGAAUUACGAUCAUAAUCUUUACGAUCGUACAUUAAAAAAUAGACAAAUAAUAGUAUGAGUACGAUUUAAAUCGUAUAUCUGUCAACCCUGCUAGCAAGACAGCGACAAAAUCACGUUGCAUAACAAUGUAGCCCAAGCUUAUAUCUUAUGAAAUAUACGGAAGAGAUACGGACUUAGAAAAAACAGAAAUGUUGUUCUUUGUGGAAGUCAUUGAUGAAAUUCUAUGUAUUUUAGCCCGCAAACUUUCUUCAAACAAAAACAGCGCCAUCUAGUAUCGAGUUCUGUAAUUAUCUCUUUGUUUAUGGAUUUGAAGUAAGACCGCCACGCAUGCAAUACAUUAUGACUGGGGAUUCCCCUAUUCGUCGACGCUGAAUAUGAGGCGACGACAAUCACUGUCAAACGUGUUCACUAUUACUCUGACUCUGGUAACGUGACUUCCUGGUAACGUGUUAGGUAGGAAAAGCAGUAAAAAAGUGCAUAUUAAGGGAGCAGAUUUGAAAUAAUAUUUAUACUUAACAAGAAAUAAUUAAAGGUUCAAUGGGGAGACCUAAAGAUUUACGCAUAUGGGAGCACUACCGUACUUUACCAAACAAGUCUGUUUCUUGCAAGCUUUGUAAUAAGGUCUACAAAUUCAGUAAUGCUGCCAAAAUGCUUCAACAUCUUAUCACUUGUCCAAAAUCUCCAGAAACAUUAAAAGACUCUAUGAAACUUAUAAAAGAUAGCUCGUCCAAAACCAAAAUGUCUGGACUGUCAGAGAUAGAGACAAAUGAUUCUUUUAUAAGCCCCUCGUCGUCUGCUAACACUACAAUAAAUGCUGAGUUUCAAGACACCGAUGAUCAUAUAAAAACAGAAUUAGCGAGAGCUAUAUUUGUAACAGGGACGCCAUUAUCGAUGGUGCAACAUCCUUUAUGGAUACAAUUUUUCGAAAAAUUGCAACCAAAAUUUAAAAUACCUUCACGUAAAGCUUUAGCGACAAAAUACUUAGAUAAAAUAUAUAGAGAAAUGCGUUUUGAAUUAAAUGAGGAACUAAAUGCUUGUAGUUACUUACACCUUCAGUGCGAUGGCUGGUCUAAUUUAAGAAAUGAAGGAAUAAUAAACUUUCUUAUAUCAAAACCUCAACCUGCAUACGUUAAAAGUUUGAAUACAGAAAGUAAUCCUCACACUAGUGAAUACCUUAGCCAAGAAGUUGAAAAAGUAAUGAAAGUGUAUGGAGCAAAUAAGUUUCUUGUACUUAUUGGCGAUAACGCUAGAAAUAUACAAAAGGCAUUCGAAUUAACAAAACUCAAAUAUCCACAUGUUGUUCCUCUCGGUUGCUGUGCACAUAUCCUUAACUUGUUGUGCCAAGAUAUUGUAAAGAUACAAGAAGUAACUGUGUUUAUUAUGCAAGCCAUAAAUAUAAUAAAAACUGUUAAAAGGAGUCAACGAUUAAGUUCCUUGUUGAUAAAAUCAAGGCAGGGUGAAGAUUCUACACAAACACUAAAAUUGCCUUGUGCUACAAGAUGGGGAAGUCAUGUUACUUCGUUAAAAAGUUUGAAAGCAAAUAAGAUAGCUUUGCAAAUAUUAACAGUUAGAGAAGAUGUGGUAAUUUCAAGAGAUAUUAAAGAUUUAAUUCUAAGUGAUGAUUUCUGGACGAAGACAGGGGAAUGUAUAAGUAUUUUGGAACCAGUCACUGAAAGCAUAUUUUACUUAGAGAGCGACCAGAAUCGUUUGCAUCGCACAUACAUUACAUUUAGAGAUGUACAAGCUAAGAUACGUUUUGCAUUAAAUGAGAUUUCGACAUUGAGCGAAGAAAGCAAACAGCAGAUUCUAACAUCAGUAUCUUCAAGAUGCAAUAUGGCAAUGAGGCCAAUACAUUUUGCAGCAUAUAUUCUAGACCCCAGGACUCUAGGAGUCGAACUUACUCAAGAGGAAGAACUUAAGGGUAUGGAGUUUAUCUACAAUUUAAGCCAACACUUAAGUUUGUCAAAUGUAAUGGCAGAUUUGGCGUGUUAUAAAGCUAAAGAAAACUUUUGGGCCAGAGGAUUUGUAUGGAGCUCAUUAGAUAGCAUUGAGCCCCUAAUAUGGUGGAAAGGUAUUUGUGGUUCCACUGAGUUAAGCAAAGUAGCGAUUCGUAUUCUAUCAGCUCCCUGUACUUCGGCAGCCACUGAGCGUUCCUUUAGUAUCCAAGGCUACAUACAUAAUAACAAAAGAAAUCGACUUACAACUGAAAGAACUGAAAAAAUUUCAUUCAUUUGUUAUAACUGGAAUCUUAAACAUAAAGCUGAAUGCGAGGACAUUCAGUUUAAUGAAGAAAAUACCUUAGAAGCUUUCAUUGAGCAAGUAAAUGAACAUAACAGUUUAGACGAAAUAGAGCCUAUCGAACCUAUACAAUUCAUCGCUUGUAAUAACUCUGAAUCUGACAGUGAUUGACUGUAGUUUUACAUUUUACUUUCAUCUCUUUCUUAAUAAACUCAAAAUCAAAUUAAAAGUUUUUUAUUCUGUAGGCUGCAUAAUAAUAUUGUCUAUGUCCAGUAUAGUGGACGUCUUGCGGCUGAGAUGACGAUGAUGAAGUACAAAAUCAUAAACACCCAAAAAUUUGGGUGUUUAUGGGGUUUAAACCCAAUAAACCCAAAACACCCGGUUUUUACCCACCAGACUUUAAACCCACCCAGGUGGAUUGCCCAUUCUCUAUAUGUUAUAUGUUAUGUUGUAUACAAAGAGACUUUCAUUCCUGGGGUAUAACGUCUCACACGAGGGCAUAAAACCUCUCAAUAGCAAAGUUGAAGCCAUCAAGGAAUUUCCCGUUCCGAAAAAUGAGAAUUUUUCAUCAUCCCAAAGGCAGCCGAAAUUCAAGGACCCUUGAACGUAUUGCUGACAGGACCAAGCAAAGCCUCCCGCUCCAUUAAUAUACUCGUAAAUGGCGAAUCACUUACCGCAUUCGAAAAAUGCAAAGAGAGUCUCUGUCAAGCGACAUUGCUGGCUCACCCUGAUCUGGAAGCGAGAUUAGCGUUGGGUACUGACGCAUCAGACAUCGCUAUCGGUGCUGUUCUCCAGCAACAGAAAGAUGGCGUAUGGCAACCAUUGGCUUUUUCUCUCGUAAAUUGAGCCAAUCACAACGAAAGUAUUCCCCUUACGAUCGAGAAUUACUAUCCAUUUAUGAAGGCAUUAAACACUUCCGUCACAUGAUGGAAGCACGACACUUGACAAUCUUCACUGAUCAUAAGCCCAUCACCUUCGCAUUUGAAACAAGGAAACAGAACUGCUCACCUAGACAAUUUCGGCAUUUAGACUACAUCAGUCAAUUUACAACAGAUAUCCGCCACAUAUCAGGUAGCGCUAACGUUGUGGCUGAUACCCUCUCACGUAUCAACGAAAUCCAGCAGCUAAUUAACUUAAAAACUGGAGGAAGUGGUUGUUAAUGUAUAUCAAAAUAUUUUUGUUCACUAUGUUAUUUUUUUAAUAAAGGUGCGACACUGGUUGUUUGGUACAUAUAAAAGUGACACUUUUUUAUUCG